CCACUUUCAGCUAUUUAGAGAUUCAAUCCGACGUUCUCAUUUCCUGCUGUUUUUUUAACUCGCUGGUGGACCAUUUAAUUGUGUAGGAGUGGUGGUGGCGAAUAUUUUCUUACAAAAAAGUCGUAACAAAGUCUGAAUAAACUCGAGAAGAAUGUCGUCCUACAAUUGUCGAAGUAUUUUUGCUACUCUGCCCAGAACCCAGCGUGGAAACCCGAUCGUUUUAGGGGGUGACCCGAAGGGGAAAAAUUUCCUAUACGCCAACGGAAACAGUGUUGUUAUACGAAAUAUUGAGGAUCCGGCCGUGUCAGAUAUUUACACGGAACAUUGCGUUGCUGUCAAUGUCGCCAAAUAUUCGCCAAGUGGAUUUUACAUUGCAUCUGCAGAUCAGUCUGGGAAAAUUCGCCUUUGGGACACCGUCAAUAAGGAGCAUAUUUUAAAAGCAGAGUAUCAGCCGUUCGGAGGUCCAAUUAAGGAUGUGGCUUGGUCUCCGGACAGUCAGAGAAUUGUCGUCGUUGGAGAGGGUCGGGAAAGAUUUGGACAUGUGUUCAUGGCUGAUACGGGAACUUCAGUUGGAGAGAUUUCCGGUCAGUCCAAACCUAUCAACUCUUGUGACUUUAAACCAUCUCGUCCGUUCCGUAUUAUUACUGGUAGUGAAGAUAACACUAUCGGGAUUUACGAGGGACCACCAUUCAAGUUCAAAAUGACUAAAACAGACCAUGGGAGAUUCGUCCAAGCCGUGAGGUACAGUCCUGACGGAGAAAAAUUUGCCUCUGGGGGAUUUGAUGGGAAAGUAUUUUUGUACAAUUCUAAAGACUCUGACUUAAUUGGCGAGGUUGGAUCGCCAGCUCAUAACGGUGGAGUUUACGGGGUGGCCUUCAGCCCAGAUGGCAAGAAAUUGUUGACUGCUUCUGGUGAUAAGACAUGCCGCUUGUGGGACGUUGAAAGCAGAGAAAUGAUUUCUGAGUUCCCAAUGGGUAACCAAGUUGAGGAUCAGCAGGUAUCGUGUUUGUGGCAAGGCGAACAUGCCAUCACGGUAUCGUUGAGUGGAUUCAUUACGUAUUUGGAUAUUAAUAAUCCUGCUAAACCACUUCGAAUCAUCAAGGGGCACAACAAACCCAUUACCGUCAUGUGCCUGAAUGACGAUCGCACCAAAAUAUUCACCGGUUCUCAUGAUGGAUUUGUCACUUACUGGGACGCAAAAACUGGUGUCAACGAUAGAAUAAGCGGUACUGGACAUGGGAACCAAAUCAACGGUAUGAAAAUCGUCGGCAACAUCCUUUACACGUGCGGAAUCGACGACAACCUUCGUCUGGCAGAUUUAGGGACGUUUGCAUAUACGAAUGUUAAUGACGUAAAAUUAGGAUCCCAGCCUCGCGGGAUGGAUAUUAGUGGCAACAAGGUUAUUAUUGCUACCGUUAAGGAAUUGCUUAUUUUGGAAGACGGCAAGAAAGUUGGAUCCUGUUCUACACAGUAUGAACCUUCCAGUCUUUCCAUCAACCCAGUAUCUGGGGAUAUUGCUGUUGGUGGAUCGAUGGACAAUAAGACACAUAUUUACAUGCUAACGGGGACAUCAUUCUCUACGAAAGCCGAAAUGGACCACUUAGGGCCUGUUACCGAUGUUUCCUAUUCUCCCGAUGGAAACUAUUUGGCUGCAUCUGAUGGUCAUCGGAAAGUCAUGUUGUAUUCUACAUCAACAUACGAGUUGGCUCACUCCAAAGAAUGGGGUUUCCACAGUGCAAAAGUAAAUUGUGUCGCAUGGUCACCUGAUUCAAAGUUGGUAGCCAGUGGAAGUUUGGACUGCACCGUAAUUGUGUGGAGUGUAGAACAACCAGCAAAACACCUUGUUAUCAAAAACGCUCAUCCUCAAAGCCAGAUUACACGUUUGGCCUGGUUGGACAACAAUUCCAUCGUCUCCACAGGCCAAGAUGCAAACGUCAAGAUUUGGGAGGUGUCUGGAUUUCCAAAUUAAUCAACAACGUACAUACAAUAAUACUCCGGUAUCAUACUGGACCACAAACCCACCAGUGGCUUCACCCUUUAUUCAGUACUUUUCACUCAAAUGCUUUAAUGCACGAAUUAUCAUGUAUCACCUUCUCGGUAGUCACUUAUCCGAGGAAGUUUAACUGCUGUAAAAAAAGGUCUAGUAUUGGCCUAACUAUUUAUGAAGAACUACAGAUUUUCUAUCUUGCAAUUUCGUUGGAGGCACUACUAUUGUUUAUUAUUGUGGAGAUGGGGUUCUGCUCGAGUCAUUAUUACAAUUUUUUUCUCUGCACUUGAAGUAUUCUAAGCAUUUCCCUCCCUUGAUAGCAAUAAUAAUGAUAACAAUAAUAUUUAACUACAAUUCCCGGUGAAUCAAGUUCACUAUUACUACACACUACCAUAAUUUAUUUUAUAAUGUAGUUAUAAUCUAACUAUAUUUCUGAUAUUUUCAAACCAAAUUGUUUAAUACUUCAGAUUCAACUCUCACAAUAUUCACCAACCCACAGGUAUGAGCUGGCUCAAAGUAAUAUCACCUUAAUAAUUUAAACACUCUCUGAACUGGUCUUCCAAUUAGAUAAAUCUGCCUGGACAUUGAUUUUCAUUUUAUGAAAAUUUUGGCUUCCAAAGAUCAUAGUAAUAAUAAUCUCUGGCCAAAUUCCGUUGUUGUGUUACCGAUUAAGUGCUAAACAGAUUCCACUAACUAAUAUACGUUCGUGUAAUAAAUCGUGUGUGCAAAUAAUCUGACUAAAUUACAAAAAAUGGUUUUUGUGUUUGGACUAAGUUAUUAUUUACAUGUAGAUCACAUUAUGUAUGUUAUUAUGACAUGGGUGUCUUUAUUGAAAACUAUAAAUAAAUAAAUAAAUAUAUGCAGGAAGGAUUACGAAA
Messenger RNA from Folsomia candida, 2865 nucleotides. RefSeq names its product actin-interacting protein 1 (gene flr). Gene Ontology annotation, molecular function: actin filament binding. Gene Ontology annotation, cellular component: cortical actin cytoskeleton. Gene Ontology annotation, biological process: positive regulation of actin filament depolymerization; actin filament depolymerization; locomotion. The transcript is spliced from 13 exons. The record is from RefSeq and is a predicted model, not a curated record. Lineage: Eukaryota; Metazoa; Arthropoda; Collembola; Entomobryomorpha; Isotomidae. Bases 152 to 1969 code for a protein of 605 amino acids.